Molecule: messenger RNA, 1178 nt
Organism: Lutzomyia longipalpis
Lineage: Eukaryota; Metazoa; Arthropoda; Insecta; Diptera; Psychodidae
Product: lysM and putative peptidoglycan-binding domain-containing protein 3
Exons: 4
Coding region: 194-955 (253 amino acids)
Source: RefSeq, a predicted model, not a curated record
CAAAGUGGACGAUUUUUAUUUGAAAACUUCAACAUAGUCAAUUAGAUUUCGCGAGAAAAAUUGUGUUUUUUACCAAAAUAAUCCACAAAAAGUACAAUAAUGAAGUGAAAUUCCUUCCCAAAAGGAUAUAUUUAAUAACUGGAUUGAAAAUAUUUAGUAGUUCAUCCCAUCGUCCAGGAGAGACGUGAUCAAAAUGAAGCGAACAAGAACGAGAAAUCCCCAGGAAGGGCCUAGUGUCGACUAUGAACCCCUUGCGAGGAAUAGCACAGAAUUACCAAUGCGUAGGGUACGAUCACCACAGGUGCCAACGAUUGAGGCACAAGUUCAGGAAAAUGAUACUCUCCAGGCGAUCGCUCUGCGAUUCAACUGCCAAGUAUCAGAGCUGAAGCGUCUCAAUAAGAUUGAGCGUGACAAUGAAAUAUUCGCAAGAAGCGUCAUCCGUGUUCCUAUUACGCCACACACUGUCCUCCUGGAAACCAUUCCGGGAGUUCACAAGAGUGGCACAUCGAGUCCCACGCGAGCUAAAGUGGUGCCCGAGAACUUGGGAGGACGUGAUUUGGAUGAAAAAUUAAUCAUAGCUUCAGUUAGUCAUUCAGAACGUGCCCCAACUGAUUCAAUUCAGAACAUUAUUCUCAAUACCAAAAUAUCAAGCAAUGACUACAGAGAUGACGAUUUGGCUUUCGAUCCUCUGGGAAUUGAAGAACGCGAUCUGGGUCAACCUCUUCUCAGUGGAGAGAUCGACGAUGCCAUCCCACAGCCACGCAUCAUCCCCAUCCGACACAGGAUGGAUAUGUCAUGCAAUGGAGCUGAUUGUGAUAUAUCCUGGGUGUGCCUCUUCAUCUUCAUCCUCGUUCUUUGCUUUGCAAUUCCCAUCAUUUACAUCAUCUUCAAAACUGAACCCGAGCAUGAGCAUCACGUCGAGCGACUCCUUCAUGAGAAUCAUUCAAAGUUAUGAGGGAUUAAAUCCCAUGGCAGACCGGGCAGACCAUUCGAGAUCUGUUUUUGUAAAUAAGUGCCUCAGCGUGUGAAAAUUUAAUAAAAAACCAGAGAAUAUUGUAAUAAUGAUGAUAACAUCGCUCAAUGUAUUUUAUAAUAUAAAAAUUGAGUGAAAUUUUACGAGAAAAAAAUAAGUUAUUUUCAAUUAAAAGCCAUUUCCCGACGUUUUCAUGCACGAUUAA